AGAGACUACGGAUAUGGAGACAACAUGCUAAUCGCCUACGCUGGCUGGAGUGUCAGCAGCCAUCUUAGUCGCAAUUGGGCGGACAGGCUCGUUACCCAUUCGCCCCUCAAACAACUCAAAGUCGGCAACGUGUAUGCUGUCAAAGGACCGGAUGACGAUUUGUAUGAAGCAAGAGAAAUUGGAAACUCAAAAUUGAUUACACAUCUCUUGAAGCAUGCGCACAGCAAUGGCCUCAUCGUAGUUGCAGCGCACUCUAGCGGAGCUUUCGUGGCAGACGAGUUCUUUGGUCAACUAGCCCAGCACGAUGUUUACGGACAAUUAACGAGAAGAUUUGUUUAUUACAAUCUCGACGGUGCGGGAGGUUUGCCGUCUACAGCGACACCGUGGAUAAACAAAGAGUAUUUUGUUUAUGUUCGUUCUGGAAACAUCUACUCGAGAAACGCAAACACCAUGAAGAGACUGUCUCGUGGAUCCGAUGAUCUAAUUGAGCUGAACGGAUCGCACUCGGGCUGUCAACACUACAACUGUCUUCAUGACGUCACGAUUAUCCACAAACCGUGGGACGCUCUAACCUUUGACCUGGUCAGGGACUACGGACUAUUUUCAGCUGGGAACAGGGAAGUGCAGUAUGACUACAUCACGCAGACGUACAACGAGUUGUCGGCUAUGACCAAUUAGAUGUCGCCGGAAUGAACCCCAGUUGUCACAUGCUAUCCUCCUUAGCAUCUUUGG
Messenger RNA from Gigantopelta aegis, 732 nucleotides. RefSeq lists its product as uncharacterized. Bases 25 to 678 code for a protein of 217 amino acids. The record is from RefSeq and is a predicted model, not a curated record. NCBI's taxonomy places the organism in Eukaryota, Metazoa, Mollusca, Gastropoda, Neomphalida, Peltospiridae. The transcript has 5 exons.